Molecule: messenger RNA, 11071 nt
Organism: Jaculus jaculus (lesser Egyptian jerboa)
Lineage: Eukaryota; Metazoa; Chordata; Mammalia; Rodentia; Dipodidae
Gene: Nexmif
Product: neurite extension and migration factor
Exons: 8
Coding region: 573-5060 (1495 amino acids)
Biological process (GO): negative regulation of neuron migration; negative regulation of cell adhesion mediated by integrin; negative regulation of cell-matrix adhesion
Cellular component (GO): nucleus
Source: RefSeq, a predicted model, not a curated record
GCAGCAGCGGCGGCGGCUCGAACAGCUGCGGCGACGACGGCAGCCCUGCCUUGACUGCAGCCGCGCCAGCUCCAGCGCCCGCUGCCCAAGUCCGUCAGCGACGUGCGCCUCGGGAGUCGGCCUGGGAGAUUACAUGAUCAUCUACAAAAGUCUCAAGAAAUCAUCCACAAGCCCUCCUGAAACUAAUGAGUGAUUAUAGAAAAAUUACAGGAUAUGAGGAAGAAGAUCAGCUAAAUACUACUAGGCAAGAAAUGCUUUAAAGAAGAGGUGGACCUUGACAGGAAAAGCAAUGGAUAGUCCCUCAACACAAAUACGGGUGUGGGUCAUCUACACCCUGAAACCCAAGGCUUCACGGCCUCUGGAGAAGAGCAUAACAUCCUAGUGGGACAGGAUUUAUAAGCCUUCCUCAGGCCCAACUAAGAGGAAGGACAGAUGUUCAUCAGUGGAGUAAAGCUAAAGUAACCCUAGAGCUAUUCAUAUUGUAGCUGUAAGAAAUUAUCCUGGAUUAAAGAGAUGACUGAGAAGGUUGUACAGCAUUUGAACUUGGAAUGAAAUAAUAAGAAGUUACAUUCAUGGAUAACCAACAAGAUAAGGCUAUUGCUGCCUCAGCCAAUGGAGAAAAGACUCUGAUUAAUGGGCUCAAAGAAAAUGACUCAGAGGACCAGGAUGUUGCAAUGAAGUCAUUUGCAGCUCUAGAAGCUGCUACACCAAUCCAGCCUAUACCAGUGGUACAAAAAGACUCCUUGGUAUUUCCCAGGGGUCUCCUGCCCCUGCCCUCUAAGAAGCCCUGUAUGCAGAGCCCUCCCUCUCCUUUGGGCCUGAUUGAAGCACCCGAGCAUGCUGCUGAUAGUGCUUCUGUUAAUGCCAUCUCCCUCACAUCUGGAGUUUCCAAAGGCCUAAAUACUUGGUCACUGCCCAGUGAGUGUGAAAAAGCUCCUUUUGCCAUAAUGGAGCCUGCAGGUAUGUCAGCUCUGAAUGGAGACUGUCUCAUGCAACCAAGCCGGACUUGCUUGGGCUGUUUCAUGGAGUCCAAGGAGGCAGUAGAUCCUGAGCCAGGGAUCAGCUUGAAAGUUAGUGAUCUAAAUAGGGAUUAUGAAACGUGUGCAGUCUCUGAUAUAGGGAUUCAGUGCAUUAAUGCUGGAGAAAACAUGAAAUAUGGAGAGCAACUGCUUUCAGAUCAGCUACUAGGAUUCCCUCUACAUAAAUCAAGGGCAGGAGAUAGAAGAGAAGCUGAGAAGCCUGACAUUGACUUGGAAGAUCCAGCUCAGAAAAGUUAUUAUGAAGCACUACUGUUAGAUAAAUGUAAUACAGAAGAAGCUUUGCUUGCAAAUUCCAAUCAGGAUUGGGGUUACUUUGAGACUUUCAUCAGUGAGAGUAAGAUUGAACUACUUGACCUCUGUUCCAAGAAUGAGCUUUCUGUCAACCUGUUCUCUGAAGAAGAUGUGGAUAACUAUAUGUUUGAUGAUGAUGAGUCAACACUGGGUAGUGAUGUCUGCUCCCUGAAAAUUAGAUAUGAGUCCUUUCAGGACAAUGUUCGAGACAAGACCACCCUCCUGAUGCAGGAAGAUGCCCAAUUCAACUUUUUUCCCAGUGUCUUUACUACCUGUCCCAAACGGGAAUCUAAGAGUACAGUCCUGAAGCAGAACAGUGACCUUUCCCAAUUCAAGGUCCCCGAUGUGAGCAUCAUCUGGGGGGAGGAAGAUAAAAACUUGGACAAGAAGAAAGGAAAAGAAGAAGGACUUGAAGAUAAAGGUGUAGAGAAAAAAGAUGGAAAAGAUAAUGGAGAAAAACCUGCCUUAAAUAAACCUAGUGGUGGGCUUGAGGUAGAACACUUUAAGAAUCUAAAGCAAGACCAUCUUGCUAAUUCCUUAGAGACAUCAGGUAAUUUCAGUGAUGACAGUUCCUUCAUUGAGGUCUCGUAUGAUGCCAUGGGGGAGAUUAAGGACUGUAGCCGCUAUAUGGCUCGGGACACUAAUUCUGGCAGCUCCUCCUCCCAGCAGAACUAUGGCCUGCGAGCCAAGAGAAAAGUUAGAUACAGUGAAGAUUAUCUAUAUGAUGUUGACUCACUAGAGGGUGAAAAAGUAAAUGAAAGGAAGGAAUGGCUACCAGGUGGUUCCAAAGAAGAAGAUGAUGAUGAAUGGUGUCCCAAAAAGAGAAGAAAAGUAACCCGUAAGGAGCCUCCCGUUAUUAUCAAAUAUAUUAUUAUUAAUCGUUUUAAAGGUGAGAAGAACAUGCUGGUGAAGCUAAGUAAGGUAGAUGCCAGUGAGACAACAGUAAAUUUGAGUGAAAAUCAGCUCAACAAAUAUGCCAAGAUGUCACCUUUGAAAGGCUUCUGGCAGAAGAAGAAAAAGAGAAGUAGCAAUGCAGACUCUAUUAAAACACCCUUAUGCCAAAAGCAAAGCUUUGAACCAGGUAGCUUUGAGGUGUCAUUCCUGCCACCUGCUCGUAAACGAAAAUCUAAGCUUGGCAAUAGACACAGGAUUCAAAGAAUUCAAUCCAUGGAAACUUCACCAAGUAAGCAGGUUUCAUUCUGCAGUGAUCAGAAACAAGUCGGUAAUCGCAAAGAAGAAGGAGUCCUAAAAGGUACACCAAAGUCAGCGCUUCUUGCUGUCCCCAGCUGUGCCAAUGAAUCACAUUUAAAUGUUAUCACAGGCCCUGACACAGUGAAAGUCAAAGCUCAAGACCAAGCAUUUAAGGGACCAGAGAGAAAAGUGCUCAAUAAAAUCAAGUUUAAGAGUGAAGCUAGGUUAAAAUCCAAAAAAAUUAAAGCUGGGCAAGAAAACAAAUCACUUGUUCAAAUGAGCCCUGUGUUGGAGGACCAAUCCUCCAAGGCUAAUUUAAAAAAUGAAGUAAUUCCUGGGACCUCAAACAAUUCCAAUCUGUCUGAAUUUCAUGAAGCAAAGGUUUCUAAAAAUUCUACUUUCUUACCAACCACCUGCUCUUCUGAAAUGCCUCUAUCAUCUGCUAAUGUUGCCACCAAUAUACCUGUUAUCCCUGGAGGGUAUCUGCAAACAUUGUUAGAUGCUUCUGACUUGUCAAAUAAUACUAGUAUCUCAUACUUUACCCACCAGUCUCCAGAGCAAAAUGAAGGUAGUCUCACUCAAACAGAAAAAUCAUUUGUGCCUCUCCAGUCUGCCCAGGACUGCGUACUCUCCUCAUCAUCUGACUCUGAGCUACAACAACCAUCCCCUAAUUUCAAAAUGGAAACAAGCAACUAUGGAAAUGUGUGGCCUAACAAAGCUACUUCUGCUCCCCAGGAAUUAAUGGCUGAAGUCUCAAGAGAUAUAACCUCAAACCAAUCCAGUGAAUUUGAAACUUCCCAAGUAGUCUCCAUGGAAAACAAUCUUACUGCUAUAACAUACAGUUCUGUCUGCCUCAGUAGUGGUGGUGGUAGUUGCAACAAAGUCCUUUAUACCUCCGUGCAGGACCCCCAGCUCCCAUCAGAUGACUCUUAUCAAUUGUGUCACUUUAAUAAUGGAGAGAUCUGCUUUCCUUUCCAAGAGACCCCAGUCAAUAUGGAUGAUGGUAGGCUCUUUAGCUUUGAUACCAUCACCCCACUUUCUGUAAGCUCAAGCACUUAUUGCUCCUUAAACUUGAAGUCCUGUGAAAAGGAUGCUGAUGAUGAUAUUGCUGAUGACUUCCUGGCCCACUGCAGCCCUAAACUGGUGAUCCAGCAAAGCAUUGAUGAGAUAACACCACUAAAGGAGUCCACUGACCUCCUGGAUAUCUCCAACUUCACCCCUGACAAAUUCCGCCACUCGUCACUCUCAGAGAUGUCCCCACCAGACACCCCCAGCCUUUCUCCUCAGAUUACCAGAUGUGAGAAUGUCAAAACACUAGGAACAAUGAAGGGGUUCCAAGAGGGUGUUGCAGGACCAUUGAGCAGCAUGGAGAAAAUCAAGUGGGACUGUAGUGCCCUGUCAAAACAGGUCCAAGCAGAUGAUGGAUUUACAUUAAAUAACCAUCAGUUUCAGUUUCAUAUGUUCAAUGAUGAGGAUUCUGUUGGCCUACUGCAAAAAAACCCUUGCCAGUCAACAUUUAUUGAUCCAGCUGGUCAAGUUAGUACCAACAACAAAGUGUCAAAAUCAAGAAAGAAAACUUCGCCAGGCAAGAGUGGAGCUAUGAGCCAAAGCUCUUCUCAGAAAAACACCAGGAAAAAGUCUCCAAAAUCCAAUAACAAAGGUAUUGAAAAGCCACCUGGCAAAAACUCCCGCCAGGUCUCUAAGUCAACAAAGAAGGGGAAAUAUGUGGCUGCCAUCAAUGGAGAGAAAAUGCAAAUAGGCAUUGGCCGUGGGGGAGGCCCAAUCAAUAGUGUAUCCUCCACUGGAAAGACACUGACUGAAUGUAUCCAACAUGGUGGCCCUGUCACCUCUAUGAAGAUGCCAAGUCAGAAGGGAAUUUCUAGAGAUUGGACUUUGGAGAAAGAGACUAGCCCAGGCUGGAAUGACAUGAGUGUGGGCACUAACACCAACAACCUCCUAGAUGAUGAUCAACGGGAAUUUCAAGAGCCUUCCUAUAUCUUGUCCAACAUUGCCUCUGGUAUGGCAGAUGUGCAGAGAUUCAUGAUGGCCUCCAUAGAGCCCCUUUGGGAGCCCAUGGAACAACAUGGAGACAGCAAUACAUUCUACUCCCCUGAGUCUAAUAGUCUAAAAUUAAAAACCCUCAAAAUAUUGGCUGGGACACCACAAGAGUCUAAGAAAAAGACCAAUAGUGGAUCCUCAGGAGCUACUAAGAAUCACAGAUCUAUCAAGGGUGUGAGCAAAAGCAAUGGAAAAGCUGCAAUAGGUGAUCCUGGUCGUGCAGACGUGCCUGCUUAUAAUGAGGACUCCCGAUCUGCCUUCUUUGAUAAAAAAUAUGGUAACGUGAGCACUUUAGGGAAUAAUGGACCAACACACAAAAAGUUGUAUCGUCACAAAUCCAGCUCCAAGGCCCUAAGAGAUGAGAAGUGUAAGGGAAAGCGCAUGGAGCGAGAACAGGUCCGCAAGGAUGAGGCUGGGACAACUUUUGAAAAACUGAGGGAUUCCAACUACAAUCUCCUAAAAGCAGAAACAACAUUUUGAGUUUUACCUGUGUUUGAAGAAGAGACUCGUAUUUUCCAGAAAGACAUUUGAUGUUUGUGUUUUAUUUCUUUCAAAAUAUGCCUUGUGGUAUGUAUGUUGACAUGUAAGUGCUUAAAGAAAAGAAUUUAAAUUGUGGGAAUAAGUCUUUGAAAUCAAACUUUAAUCUGAUGUUCUAUGUAAAAGACUUUAAAAGUCAUGCAGUUUCACAAGUAGUUUAUGCACUAUUUACCCACAAGGAAAAACGGAAAACAUUGUGCCAAACUACAACAAGUGACUGUACUGUAUAUAGUUUUACUUCUAUAUCAACAUUUGGUUGUGAGUAUUUGGGGGAGUUUGUCCCUGUUAAUUUACUAGAAACAUUCCAGUGAUUCUUGCUAUUAACCACCCCCACAUUUGUGGAUAGCACCUGUAGAUCACAGUGGAAAAUAUGUUGUGUUACAUAACUUACCAAAAUUUAAGGAUUUUGAUUGAAUUGUGCCAAAUUUCCUUACCUCAUCUCACAGAUUCACCCCACAGUUUAAAGAUCAUUAAUGAGUUUUCAAAUAUAUAUGCAUGCAUAUAUGCAUAUAUAUGCAUGUAUUUCUAUAUACACAUACACACAUACAUACAUACAUUCAUUUAAUGUUUUAAACUCUACUAUCCUGUGUGGAAACAUGAAGAGUUAAGCAAGGCACAAUAAAGAUUUAUUUGUUACAUCAUCUGAGGAUGAAAAUGUUGGAAAAGUUUGAAGGUCACAACACUUAAGUCCAUCAGGAACCUGAGUAUAUGCAUUUAUAGACCCUUUUACAAGGAAACAAAACAGCUGCUUUGAAAGUUUGUUUUCUAAAAGUAAAAUCUGUUGUGGAAAAUUAUUUAAAGUGCAAAGUUAUAUUGCUGAUACUUUAUAUCUCAGUUUUAUAUAUUUUAUAAUAGCCUGGGAUAAAUUAUAAAAUAACUAUAAAAUUGACACUAAUGAUAAAUGAAAUGCAUAGAUUGCUUUUGUUUAAAUAGAUUCCUAAAUGUUUUAUUCCAGUUUGUCAAAAGUGCACUCAUAUCAUGGCUUUAUUGUUCUUUAAAUGUUUAAUCUUGCAAUGCCAAUGUCAUUUAAAUAAAAUGUUAACACAUCUCAGAUUAACCAAAUUUUUAUUCCUAUUAGUUAGAUAUAAUAUUAAAUAAGCUGGAAAUUGGUCGUAGCAACUGACUUGGACUAUACAUACUUAGUCUGAGGGUGACUAGUGUUUGAUACCACACACUAAGUAUAAAUUUCAAAUUUCAGUAAAUCUUUAAAUCAUAUUUUUAAUUCAGUCCUCCCCUCCACUACCUUUAAAAAAAAUUUCACAGCUCCCAGCAUCCCUCACUACUAGCCUCUUCUUCCCCUUUAUUCACCACUUGACUUCUAACAUUUGAUCUCUUUUCCUUGCACAGUUGAAGGCCUGUGUGUCUGAUGACUGAUGCAUUGUGGCACAGAUGAGAUAAUGAAUAUGAAAGCGCUUUGUAGAUCGAAAAGUGCUAUACAGAUAUAGGGGAUUAAUAUUAUUAAUGUUGUUGGUUGUUGUUGUUGUUACUAUUCUUACUAAUAUUGUUACUAACCUGUUAACUUGUGAAUAUAUAGGCUGGGGUGGGAGGGUGGAGAAUAAGUGGGUGGGGAAAACGUACUUAACAAAAGAGGGAAGAUGUUUCAAAGGAAAAUUUUAGACAGAAUAUGAACCUACCUAAUCAUUGACACCGAAAUAUAUUCACAAACAGAGAAGCAACAUUUGAAAGUGGUCAGAGAGAAAUGGAAGGAAGCUUAUCACAUAUACAAAUGUAUAUACUUCCCAGUUCAUGAUUCCUUUCACCAGCGUUUACUCUACUACUUACAGCUAGGUAGUAAAAUGAACAGCCCCAUGUUAUUGAUUGUGUGUGAUUUCAGCAUCAGUCUCUUUUGUCUGUGGGGACAAGUACGAGGAGCAGUUUGUGAGGCUAGUUCAGGCACAUUCCUAGACUUUGACAUUCUGUGCAGUGAACCCUGGAAAAUUAUUUAGUGGAAGGGCAUCAGAUGAAACAAGUCUCUUGCCUUACAGCUGCCAUCCAAAAGGGAAAAUAAUCACACUAGAACACUUUCUUCUGUUUCUCAAUCCUCUGAUAGCUAGCUAUUUGUACUAAAUGCUCUGGCUUCUUCCUAGGAACUGGUUUUUGUUUUCAUUUGUUCUGUUUUGCAGCUGAAUUUUAGCUUGGAAUCACCAGCUCAGCCUGUAUUGUGAUCUCCAAAACUCCAAACCUCAAAGUCAUCUGCUGGCUUGUAGGAAUGGAGUUCUUUCUAUGUAACCAAAAAGUAAAUAUUAAAGAAGAAAUAAAGAAAAUGAGUAUAAUGUGUUUUAUAAAAAUAAAUAUGGGAACAGUUAUCCCAGGUUUUUCUUAAAGCAUCAGUUCAGCUUUGGAGAAGAGUAGGAUAGCCUGAAACUGUUUAAAAAUUUUCCUUGUCAGAAUUUACUAUCCUUUGGAUUUAUCCUUUGGAGUGGAUACUCUUUCAGUUGCUCCUGUGGAGCCCACUACGGGCCAACUCUAGGGCAUGGUUCAUACCUUUCUCCAAAGAGAAUUGCUAUUUUAAGCACCUUUUUAUUGGCCUGUGAGGAAUUAUAUGUUGUUAACAUAAACUAGUGGCUUGUAACUAGUCAUUUUGUACUAAAACAUAACAAGAAAAUGAAUUUGAAAAGUGAACAACAGGCCAAGGCAAAAAAAUGCUUAUUCUCUUACAUAUACUUAAUAUCCCUUACAGUACACUAUGUUCUGCGUUGUUGAACACUUAAUAUGCUGUUGGUCCCAUCUUGGCUCUCAGAAUUCUUUUCCUUCCUAUUACAGCGUAGGCCAAACUUACUAGAGAUCUCUUUUUCAACCAGCUGCCUUAGUAGAGUGAGGACCAAUGUAUGAAAAUAGUGUUUUGCCCUAUCACUGAUUUUUCAAGUCAUAAAUAAUAGAUUUUCCUUGGUCUGAAAUUUCUGAUUACCACUCCAUUCUAAUCUCUCCUUUUUGAGAAGUUGCUUCCUAUUCCCCAAUAGAGUCUCACUUAGUCUUUGCUCUCCUGGAAAUGGUAUCGUCUCUUACUCUUCUUUCUUAAUCUUGGUUCUUGGUCUUGGAACUUUUCUUCUUUUAUGGCAUUAUAUUCCACCUCCCAAAUUGAUAGAGUCUGAGAACUUCAGCUAGAAUGCUUUCUUCUGGAAGUUUAGAUGGCUACCUUCCCAUUCUUAAUCACUUCAUUGCCUGGGCCAUUUUCAGACAUAAUUUUAAGCAUUUGAGACACAAAUAUCACAUUGCAUUGGAAAAUUGGGAAUUCUUUUUUUUUUCAAAUUCUAUAAGAAUAGGUCUGAUCUACUGUUCUAGUUAGAUGCUGCAUUGUGUGUAACAAAGUGUAGAUUAACAGCCCCACCCAAGGGUCUUCAAGACUUUGGGGAUUCUGUUUGGAAAACUGACUUGAACCAGUGACCCUCUUCUAUGCCUCUCCGGUGUCUCAGAUACAAGCUGUCUCAUAUGUGCUGCUUCCUUCCAGCUCUCCCUUCUGAUUUCUUCUUGCUACUCUACAAUUAUGUGUUAAGGCCUUACAUUUUCCUAAAUAUUUUCAAAUCUCCUGUUCUACUUUAAUCAUCAAUUCUUCAGUCAUUUCCCUGAAGUCCCUGGUGCUAGGUGGGCUUUCGUGACAAAACUUUCACCUUCUUGGACCUUUUUCCUUACUAGGAAGCAUCUGUGUGUGUGAGGAAGGGGGUGGGAGGAAGAGGGUAUGAGUGUGUGUGUGUGUGUGUGUGUGUGUGUGUGUGUGUGUGUGUGUGUAUCUGUGUAUCUGUGCGUGCGUGCGUGCGUGCGUGCGUGCGUGUGUGUGUGUGUGUGUGUGUGUGUGUGUGUGUGUGUCUGUGUAGGUAAAAGAAAAGCAUAAAGGAUGCUUUAAAAGCUGUAAACAACUAGCUAGCAUCCUGAGUUCUUUCAUGUGAGGUAUUGCAGUUCUAGUGAAUUUCCAUUUUAGUGAAUUUGAAUUAGUGUUUACUGCCUAAAGGAGAAAAACCAUAUCCAAGGACCUCUUAGCCAAGCUUGCUCUUACUAAAUUGAACCACUGUGGUGUAGAUCCACCACAUCUUCAAUUUACAGGUGUUCUCAUAACCAUUCCAAGAUAGGAAGAAAGAGCUAAGUUUCUGUGCUGAAGAGGAAAAUGGAAGACUAGCUAGUCCUAGUUUUUGCUAGAACUAGAAAUGUUUGUUUUCUCCUACAUUACUGAGAAGUUGUUGAAUUUAAGGAGUUUUAAUUUUCACUUAGGGAUUUUUUAAUGACUACCCAUCAUUACAGAAAUAAGUCCUUUUUAUAAAAUAAAACUAAUACAACUUUGAUUUGUUUUCUAAUCAUAAAAUUCUAAGCCAAUAGUUAUAUUUAGAUGGCUUAGUACCAAAAUCAAAUGUUUUAGUAACGAAUAGAGAUUUUUGUCAAUACAAUGUAGGCCAGGGAUUUUAUAGAGGUUCUCAAAGACCCAAGUAGGAGAGAGAAAAAAUUUUAGUUAGGAUUUUUAACUUGGGAAACACUGUCAUCAGAUUGAGGGUCCUCAACUAGCAUGAGAUUAUUUUGAUGACAGUACUCAGGCUACCCUUUAAGGCACAUAUUUCACUCAGAAUUAAGCAGUAGCUACAGUCAGAAGCAGAGUUCCUAUUGCAGCUACAUGAUACUUGAGAUGUACUCUUGGUUUGAGAAACACAACUAAGAAGUACAACAUUGGGGAAGGACAAUUUAAGAGAGAGGUUUAGUACAAGGCUUAAGGGAUGAAAGAGGCUUUAAAAAUGAUAGGUAAGGUAAAUAAAUACUAAAGAUGCUGAAGAAACACUCAUCAUAUGAGAUGGAAAGGAUGUUUGUCCACUCAACAAACUCAGGAGUUUCCAUGUCUCAGAAGGACAUCCCAUAAAAAAAGAAAGAAGGAAGGAAGGAAAAGUUGCUGGGCGUGAUAACUCGUGCUCGUAUUCCCAGCACUCAGGAGGCCUCAGCAAGAGGAUUGCUGAGAAGUUAAUGAUAACCUGGGCUACAGAGAGAGUUCCUGGUCAGCCUGGACUAUAAUGUGAAACUCUGUCUCAACCCCCCCUCCCAAAAACAGAAAUCUCAAAUCAUUUUGCCUCUUUGAGAGAUGCCUGGUUUUACAGCACAAAAGAAAAGGCUUGAAUGAAAGCUAGAUGAGGCCUUUUUUUUUUUUUUUUAACCCAGUGAGGAGGACAGAAAUCUUAAGCUGCUCUACUGGGAUACCUGUAGCACUGACUAGAGUUUGCUGCCUACAGAGUUUUGAAUGUACUAGUCCUUAGUUUCCAUAGAACUGAAUGCACCUCUUUAGUAAGUUAAUGAUUCAUGGUGCUAAAGAAAAUGAUUAUCCCUGUUUUUCUUCUUCCCUAAGCCCUUUAAACAUUUAAGAAAAUUUAAAAGCAUUUAGAGACCCUUUUUAUGAAUGUAACCUGUUUCUGUUUAACAUAUGACACUGCAACUUUAAAGUUAGGAAAUAAUUUGCCUUUUCUUUUAGAAUUAAGCUUUAUAAAUAAUCUGUAGAGUCAAUUGAAGUAUAAAGCUUAAGGAUCACUCUUAAAACGCCUACAAAAUCUUGUAUAUUUUUAAGUGUGCCAAUUUGUAACAUAUUUUGUAAGUGUAUAUUUUUCUUAGAAAAGUGCUGUGAAGUGUCUGUAUGUGAGAGUUUUCCUUUUUCUGCACCACUAGGUGCUAAUAAAAGGAUAUUUACUUCAAAGUUUCUGGUUUUAGAAACCACAAUACAAAGAAAAAUACACUUUUGUUGGGAAUUUUGUAACAGAAAACAUGUUGUGAAAGAGUGUAGUGAUCUUGUGCAAAAGAAAAUGAACAUUUGUGAGCUUCUUGCUGUUUUAUAGAUUUUCUUGUAAAUUAUUCUUGUAACACCUCUGGUUUUGUUGUUCUUGUUGAAAAAGUUUUAAAUAUUUGUGACUGAAUGUAUGGUGAAACUGUCAUAAUGUUACUAGCUGAGUUUUGUUAUUGUUUAUGGAAUAAAUAAAAGAAAAGUUUAAAAUGCU